GUUAUCCAGGUCCAGAGUGCCGAUACGAGGCCUCAAUGGAGGAUGGGGCGAGCCUCCUCCUCGGUCCUUGUUGUGACACGGCCACCCUAUACCAGGCAAUAGCUGACCAAAUUGGAUGUGACGUGUCACAGCUCUGUUUUCAGCAAGACCCCCAUGGCCUUGCUCAGGGCAACUUUACCUUUGCCGGUAAAAAGGUUCAAGGUAUUGUGGCCGUGGCAACCAGAGGCACAGGACCUGUGGAAGCUAGCUUUACUUUUGUCGAUGCGAGAAGAGUUGGUAGGGGGAUCAGGGCCUUUCUGCGUAAUGUCUGGGUCGAGGCCUCCUCCAUCCUUCGUUGCGUAGACCCCAAAGUCCCACCUGGAUACUCUGUGUCGCUCUACACGCAAGCAUGCUCAGCGAAUGAGACAACUGUGCCUCCUUGGGAUUGGCAGGAAGUUUGCUUCAGGGCUGACAACGAUAAUCAGCUCGAAGACGCUAGUCCUCAGCCUGCGACUGUCUCAGCGGAGGCCACCACCCAAGUUGUUGCACCUACGGCAGCCUCAGGUGCAGCAGCUAGCGAUGCCAGCCCAAUAGGUAUAUAUGCUGCAAUAGCCAAUGGCCCACUUGACCCGGCACACCUGCCUGUUGAGCGUGCUACUGAUGCUGCCCCAGCCGAAGGCAUUUGGUUUCUCCUUUUUGCACCUGAUCGGAGACCAGAAACCAUAUGGAUCGCGGCGCAACCGCCUUACACUUGGGAUGAGGCGUCUGCUGCAAUCUCUGAUGCCAGAGACCCCUUGUGCAAGACUCUAUAUGAGUACGUGUGUCAAGUGCACCCUCAACCGAGUGCCGAGUUCGCCAGCCUAAUUUGUCUCCCCAAAUGGGCGCAACAUCGUACAGCCGUGUUGCUUGAUAGCCGUUCUUUUGAUGGUCGCCUGUACUGCCUGAUCAUUGACCCUUGGAUACAGUGGAUGUCCUUCCUUUUGUACACUGGUUUACCCGAUGUUGACACCCUCGUUGUCGUCGUCAAUGGCGUUGUUCGAACCCGGGGCAGGCCGCUUGUACUAAAGCAAGGUGAUCUGAUACAGGCCUUGGAGUACGGCGCAUCUAUCCCUCCCCUCCUCGACCUAGGUGACUUGAUGUUUGUAGGAGACCGGUGGGAGGCUGAUCCUCCCCUAGCCUUCUCCUCCUCUUUUUCCCACUUCUGGGUUCUGCAUGAGGGGGGCGCAAGAGGCAUCGAUGUAGAUUACCAUGCCAUAGAUAACGCUUACGGCUUUCAAGAGUUUGCCGCUGAUGCGCUGCAGUUUGCGCAGCACCGCACCUCCCUCAAGACAGCCUCCCCGCGCAUCGGCGAUGCCAUGUACAAGGGUAUCCUUUGCCGAGCUGUUGUGCUUGUAACUGAGUGCUUACCCACGCUCCCUGUCCCGCCUGCAAGGGUAACUGUGCCGCUAACUGUUGUGUUCCUUGACAUGCGGCCGGUUUUGCGAGGAUUUGAAUGGCGUAUCCUCGCGAGAGGCGAAACAGCCCUUGAUGUUUUUACGCAGGGCCUUCAUCUUGAGCCCCCGACGGGCCACCAUAUCCUUGUUCAAGGAGGAAGCCGUGCAGUCCGCAAAGGUGUGACGUUUCUACAAGCAGAGGAUAGGACUGUGCUCACUAUUUCAUAUGUUGAGCAAAAUGAAGUUCGGCCCGUUGAGGAAUCCGGUGCUGACGAUGACAGCUCUGGCCCCAGCACCGACUCAGGUUCAGACAAUGAUGGUGGCGAUCCUGACCGUACGGCUCGGAGCAUCCAUGAUGCCCCCAGAAGCCGAUCACCGCGUACCAGCCGGACCAAGCAUAGAAACAGAGGUAAUCGCACAGGCACGGACUCUGCGGCUGCUCCCUCCGUCGCAGCUGUUGCAAAGCUAGAAGCCGUGAUGCAGCUGCCGAUAACCGUCUAUGCUGAGAACCACGAGACCCUGUGCAGUGGUCCCUCCGGCGUCGGCUUGAGAUGCUCACAUACCCCUCCCGGUGACACCCAUAAGAUAGGCCAGGUUUGUGAACUUCAGGGAGUCGCUUGUAAAAUCCUCACCGAGCCGUCCCACAACUCCUUGCACAGCGAACGCACCAUUGCGUACCUCCGCUAUGUUGCUCCGCGCUUGGGUUUUCCUUGGCGCUACAUGACGCCUGCCAACGCCAUGUUCAUCGAGGAUGGUAGUGAAUCGGACUCUGAUAUAGAUACCAUACCCUCACCGCCACUUCGAGUUGGCUUCCGUAUCCUGGUCCCAGGUUAUGUCGCUGAGAAGGUCGAGGUUAGCCUAGUCUUCCCGACCACACUGCCUGAAGUCGUUUCCAUUGUUCAGGCUGCUCGAUGCAGAUCUCGUGCCCAAAACUUCCCGCGGCUCGUACCUGCGAGCCCUCAGCCUCUUGUUGGGGAUGGUGUUUUUCUAGCUUGCCCAUCAUGGUCCAUUGAGAUAGCAACCUCACGAACACAGGUCUGCAUCGACUGUUCCGAGCUUGAUGGCAGAGUUUACUCAGCCCUUCUACCACAAUAUGUUUGUGGUGCAAAUAUCCCUGAGCUUGUUAACCUGCCCAGUAACCUGGAAUACUCAGUUUUUGCGGGACCUUAUGGCGACCUAUUACAGUGGGAUAGUCAAUGCCACCUUGCUGUUGGGGACACCAUUUUCAUCCGGCCUGAGGACUCACCGCCCCCGACUGUGGUCCCUUUACAAGUUGCAUUGCUAGGAAGGCAACAUUGGGGCCGGAACCCCAGCAUGCCAGAACCAAAGUCCCAUGGUAUUUGCUGUACUGUUUUUGGGGCUGAUAACAUCCUGCACAUGAAUGUCAGGGAACAGCGCGUUAAUUUCAGGACGCAACUGGCUAAUGCCCUUGGCGUAUCCCAGUGCUCCAUGCGCAUCAUCUCGUCGUGCCCUCGAGUGCUUGAUGCGGCGAUAGAUGGAUUCCCCUGCCGUUCAGUGAUUUUAGUACAAGAGGGUACACCUCUCGGCAGCCCUAACCUGCACUGGGUACUCUUGGAUGCCCGGGCACUUUUCUUGGGAUGGCGAAGCCUCCCAGCACCUCGUGGGCAGCUUUCCUGCCGUAACACUGUUGAUGACCUACUGCGGGAAGUUGGUUCGGGAUGGCGGCUCUGGCUUAAGGACGUCCCUUUCAGUGCUGAUAUUCUCGAUACGCGUGAGGGGCAAGUUUUUGCCGUUGAAGUCAUCCAUGAGCGAAUCCUUCCACCUCAAGACGGUUCUGGAGCAGCAAACGAUGUGAUGGCAGCCCCUGUCACUGCAGCCUCCAAUCGCCCCGCCGAAGACUCCCAUACAGGUUCGGAUGUUGCUCCCAGUAGGGGAGCGUCCUCUGGACAACAUCCAGCUGAUAACAACGGAUCCGCGAACAGCGUGCGCAGUACCGACCAACGCACCACGCGGCCGGACAGCCGAGAUGCGGAGGUGCCCAGUUCAGAUGAUAGCCCAGCCUAUGCGGAAGUGCCAUUUCUGCUUUUGAAGCAGAACUACGACCAUGAGUGGGUCACUGUCCGACUGUAUCCCGGCGCUAUUAUAGCUAUAGACAGCCGGGCUUCCAAUGGUAGGCUGUUUGCGAUACAGGUGAUAGGUAAUGGUGACCUGAUUUUGAUUCAGUCGCGACAAGCUCCGCACCAUGCUGUCAGCAGUCUAGCCGAUAUGCUCCAGUGCCGCGACACCGACAACAUCAAGCCAGGCAUGUCAUUGCUGAUCAUGUCGGAAUACGUCAUCGAUAGUGUUGCCUCCCAUGGUUCCCAAGCCUUCUUUCUAGCAGCGACCCUCUUGGAGACGAUUUUUGAGCACUUUGCUGCUGGCAUUUUUUCCCCGCCCCUGGCGGACCAGACGAAGCAGCUUCGCUUGCAGGAGCACGUGCCACCGCCGUCUUUCAACUUGGAUGUAGAUCGAGUUCUGCUGCCACAUUCCAAGUCCUUGCUCAGCCGCCUGGUGCAACCAUGGCCCUCCAACUGGCUACUGCCCAGUGAUUGGGCCCGGGAAGAUCUGCCUUCUACAACCCAGGAUCAGCUCAAAGACACGGUCCCGUGGAAGCACUUCCUUAGCACUGCCCCGAGCGCAGAGCUUACCUUCACCCUUUUUACAGAUGGAUCAGAUAUCUCAUGGCUCGCGGUGGAGCAGGACGCCAGGAUGCAUCACGCUAUCCCCAUCUAUGAUGGGGCCCUUUAUGUAGAGCCACCGUAUGCAAGCGCGGAACCGCUUCGACCAGAGAACCUAGUCCCGGUAAUUGGUGGUGAAUGUGAGCAAGCUGUAGCUCCAGGACAAUGCUGCUGGACCCAACUUGCCACAAUCAAUGUGCAGAGUUUGCGGGGUAAAUGCAAGUACAUUGAGGAACAGCUGCACUAUCGAGCUGUAAAUGUUGCAUGCCUUCAGGAAACAAAGCUUGACGGCGGUACGAUCACCUCACAACAUUACCUCCGGUUACAUUCGUGCGCGGACUCACACUGGGGUGUAGCGGUUUGGGUGCACAAGCAGCUGGGGGUAUUAUGCAUAGACGAUGGGCCCCUUCAUGUAGAUGAACAUGAUGUAGCUGUCCUCCAUGAAAGCCCUCGACUGCUGGUCUUGCUCAUCACUAAGGGCCAGCUCAAGAUCGGCAUUCUAAGCGGCCACUGCCCACACUCCCAUAGGCCGGAAGAACGUGAUGCCUUCCUGACCAGUAUUGCACUGCCUCUCCGGCGCUUGAAGCAUGCACACCUCAUCCUGGGAGGCAUUGACCUCAAUGGCCGUAUUCCACCAAACUUUCAGGGUGUCAGCGGAUCCUUGGAAUUUGGCGAAGCGGAUGCCACAGGUUGGAAAUUCGCUAGUCUCCUAGCAGACAAUGGUAUCUGGGUACCGUCCCUGUAUACACAAUUGCAUUGUGGUGAGUCUGCCACAUAUACCCACCCCAGUGGUAAACAGCACCGCAUUGACUACACCUUGGUAGGACAUCUAGAUGCUAAUGGUCACACCCGAAAACUUCGUCGAGUGCGAUAUGACCGGGAUAGGAUUAUGACAGAUGAAGGCAAAGCGACUCGGAAGCGAGCCUCCUAUAUCCCGGAGCGGGUAUGGUCCCUCCGCACACAGAAGCUGGGCUUCAAGCGGCGAGUUCGCCACCGCUCACAACUGUGGAGAGACCUGACCUGCCGAGCCUUUCUCCAGUGGAAGGAGCAACAGGAUUAUGGGGUGCUUGCCCUGCUUGGAAAGCAGUGUAGGCUGUAUGAACUUGCAGCUGCGGCCGUGAAGUUUGCCACGAGAGUAAUCAAAAAAGAAAUCCUCGUGGCCAAAAGCGCUUUUCUCCAUCAAAUUGCAGGUGAGGGACAUCAAGGCGCGGCGAAAAUCCUCCAGAGAGUCAAACAGGCUGGCGUAGGGGGAAGUAAGUCGCGCCCUGUGUCACGUCCGCUCCCUUUGCUCAUGCACCCAUCUGAUGGCUCCACCGUCACUACCAGAAAGCAGCGCGAUGAAGUCUGGAUGCUCCACUUUGGAAAGCAGGAGCAAGGCCAAGCUAUCGCUAUACAUACCUUUUUAAAGGAGGCUGAGUAUAGUUGCUAUCAACCGGACCUUGAGUGGACUGCUGAUAUGCUCCCCACAUAUGCUGAUGUCGAAAAGGUCCUACGGCUGAUCCCCCGAAAUAAAGCCGCGGGCCUAGACAACAUCCCUGGUGAGGUGCUGAAGGCAGUGCCGGCCGAAGCGGCGAUCGUCCGGGAACUCGCCGUUGGAGACAUCCGCGCUGACUGUACGGUGGUCCGUCUCUUCGAGCGCUUUGGUCUAACGGGCGAAGACCUACACGACCUCCUAACCACAGUUGAGUCAGGAGGCAUGCUCGCCCAAGCGGGCGCGCCGGAUGCGCUGCGACAAGUUGUGAAGGAUAUUCACCUUCAUACCUGGUUUGUCUCGAGAUUUUCGGACGGCACGCAGGUUUGUAGUAGUUUGGCGGGCAGCCGCCCAGGUGAGAGUUGGGCCGAUCCCAUCUAUGCCUACAUCUAUGGCCGUGUGCUCUCCAAAAUUCAUGAAUACGCUGUUGCAGAAGACCUUACCUUCCAGGUCUCAUAUGACCCCACCUCUGGAGUAUUCCCGACCGGGGACGGUGUAGAUUCGGUCCCUGCCACUGAUGCGACGUGGGCGGAUGACUCUGCCUUUCCGCUCAUUGCCGAUAAUCCAGAAGGUUUGAUGCGGAAAACCCAGAGAUUGUGCACUUUGGUUAUCAGCUUCUGUGAGGGCCACGGAAUGGCUCCCAAUCUGAAGCCUGGUAAGACCAGUGUAAUGAUAAGUCUGCGAGGAAAAGGUCAUAAGAAGGUUAGGCAGGCCUUUUUCCCCCAGGGAACACAGCAGCUCUUGCUGCCAGACCUAGGAGUGAGCAUAGUGGUUACGGAUCACUAUAAGCAUCUGGGCGGUUUUGUUGACUGCAAACUUGCCAUGCGACAUGAAGUUCGACACCGCCUGGCGCAAGCAUCCAGCUCCUAUGACUCGGCGAAGACUCUUCUUCUUGGAAGCUCCAAGCUUGCACUUGCCACUCGAGCAGCAUUGUUCGAAUCUGCAGUGACCCCGACCUUUUUUAAUAUUGGUCUUUGGGUACCGAAGGGACAGGCCUGGGACUCCCUCUGCAAUGGAUAUUCCAAACUAGUUAGACGGUUGUUAGUGCCCAACGUUGGGGCGCACCGAGCCUUCCAUGCAGGACCACCCUUACUCUGGGCCAUGCUCCAGGAGGAGACCACAUGGCUGGAGGCGAUACGGGAAGAUUUAAGGCCUUCCGCAGACGAGUGA
Messenger RNA from Symbiodinium necroappetens, 6731 nucleotides. Lineage: Eukaryota; Dinophyceae; Suessiales; Symbiodiniaceae. The record is from the annotation of a GenBank genome assembly.